Molecule: messenger RNA, 2924 nt
Organism: Mustela lutreola (European mink)
Lineage: Eukaryota; Metazoa; Chordata; Mammalia; Carnivora; Mustelidae
Gene: FAM162B
Product: family with sequence similarity 162 member B
Exons: 5
Coding region: 680-1264 (194 amino acids)
Source: RefSeq, a predicted model, not a curated record
GAAUAGCAGAUUCCUCCCCACUCCUUUCUUGCAGAGGAAAAAUGGAAGGUAGAAGAAAGGCUCAUUUUGAAGAACGUUUGGAGAGGGUGUGGUCUUAGGAAAAAAUGAAAGAUGGGGAAAAAGAAAUUGCAGCAACUGAGGUGGUUUUGCCUAGGAAAGAGAAAAAGUGUGAGAAUGGAGGGGGGAUGAGGAGCCAACUUCAAAAUCUCUCUUCAUGGGGAAUUCAGAAGUUUGUUGCUUGUCCUCACACUUACUUGGAAAACAUCUGGCGUGCCCUGCCCUUGAGGGACAGUUGGUUUUUUUCUGAAGGAGAGGGUUUAGGUUUAUUCUCUUGACACCAAACAUUGGAACCCAAGGAGGAAAGUCUGAGGGAAGCGUUUCUACUCAACACAAAGAAAUGGCUUUAUAAAAGGAGCUGCCAGGAGCAGUCUCAGGAGGUGGUGAAUCUGCUCCCAAAGUUUUCCAGCAGAGACGACAAGCCUCCUGGGCCCUGCUCGCAGGGGACUCGGCCCCCAGGGUCGUGGCCAGGGAGGGUCUCAGGCCGGGGGCGGGACCGGGAGCGAGUGUGUACGUGCGAGAGGCUCCAGCUGCAGGGCCCGGGCUCCCCUGGGAGCGCCGCGGGGGUGGGGCGGGCGGGGGAGCAGCUGCAGAACUCCGCCGGGAAGCUGGGAGCGCCGAAAUGGGGCGCAGCAUGCUCGCGGCUCUCGGGGGCCUCCGGGGCCUCCGCCUAGGGCGCCUCUUCCGCGGGCCUCCGGGAGCGCACGGAGAAGCAGCGACGCGGCCCAUAGCGCCCCUGUGGCCUCGGGGUCUCCCCCGCUACUGCAGCGGCCGGGCCGCCAGCGGCUCUGAGCCCCAGGGUCCAGGAAAGGUCCACCGGGUCCCCGCCGAGUACAAGCCUUCGCAAUUCGAUAAGAAAAUCCUGGUGUGGACCGGGCGUUUCAAAGCGACGGAGGACAUCCCGCCUCGGAUCCCUGCACACCUAAUUUGGUAUAGCAGAUCAAAGCCAGAUGGAUGGGUAAAAAAGAUCAUAUCUUCUGGGCUCCAUCUGGAACAAAAGCCAGAAAUGAUAGAUGCUGCAAGAAACAAGGCUCGAGUGAAAGCUUGUUACAUAAUGAUUGGACUCACCAUUAUCGCCUGUUUUGCAGUGAUCGUCUCAGCCAAAAGGGCAGCAGAGCGACAUGAAUCCUUAACAAGUUGGAACCUGGCGAAGAAAGCUAAGUGGCGUGAAGAAGCUGCACUGGCCGCACAGGCUAAGGCUAAAUGAAAUUCCGAGAGACACGGUGUUAAUCAGAGGAUCAUUACUAUUACCAAAACAAUAAAAAAUAGGUAAAACAGAAUAUUUAAUGAAAUAACUGCCAUGGUUUUAAAGAGAAGCAAAAAGUCUUUUUAUUUUUAUUUUCAGUAAAAUUUUACUGAAGUGGAACUGUAUUCAGAAAAGUGCAUAGAGUGUGUAUAGCUUGAUACCUAUUUACAUAGUGAACACACCUGCAAAACCACCUCCCAGGUCAAGAUGCAGAACACCAGUAACAUCUCAGAAACCUCUCUUCUACCCUCUGUCAGGCAUUACCAUCCAAAGGUAACCACUGUUGUGAGUUUUAUCACCAUAGAUGAGUUUUGCUUGUUUUUGAAAUUUAUAUUAAUAGAAUUACACAAUAUGCACUUGUGAGGGUGAAUUCUUAGACUCAACAUUAUGUUGUGAGAUCCUUACACAAAUUUUGUGUAGCAUGAGUUUAUUCAUCUUUAUUUUGUUAAAGUAUUCCAUUGUGAAUAUGCAACAUUUUAUCUGGAUAUUUGGUCCAGUUUGGGGCCGAUACAGAUAAUGCUAAAAUGAGCACUCUGUGUAUGUCAUUCGCUAAGUGUUCUUCAAAAUCUAAAUUUUCAACCAAAUUUCCACUGUAUUUGUGUAGGACUCUUGCACUGACUGAGAGGAAUGUAAAACUAUCAACUUUAGACUUUUUUAAGGUAAAUAUAUAUGCUAAGAUUUCUAGGAUAAUGAGAAAAUAUGAACCCUCAAACAAGUAGAGAUUUUUAAAAAAUAGACAACUGACUUUAGUCAAAAGGCAGAAAAGGGGGAAGGGAAAGAAAAAGAAUAGAAAAGAGAGAAACAGGACAAAAUAACAUGGUUAAAAUGAAUCCAGAUUUAUUGGUAUUCCAAAUAAAUGAGACAAACUGGUAAGUGAAUACAAAGAUACUUGGAAUGUAUUAAGAACAGUAAUACACUGUAUAGAAAGGACACUACCAAAACUAUAGAAUACUGUAUAGACCAUUACAAGAGCACAGAUUCAUAGAAUGUAAAAAUGGGGAUUUUGUCAAUGGAGAAACGAAAAAACCAAAUGGACACCUAUCUUCAAUACAUUAACUUUCCUAAAGCUUAUUGAUUCAUCAGUGGAGAAUGAAACCAAACAUCAACCAGUUAUUUUAUCUUUUAUGACAGAAUUGCCUUAUGGCCAAUUAGGUCGUAAAAAGAUUUGAAGGGAAAAUGCUUAAAGCAAAGAUGUUUACAGAAAAACUACCUAGAACAGAGAUUGGGAGCAGGACUUCUGUUGUUAGUCCUCUUUUGUUUUAGUUACUUCAUCUUAUUAAUCAAUCUGUUCCCUGUUACCUAAGUUUUUUUUAACAUCAGUAAAUCCUAGACCAAAGGUUUUGUAUUCUUUCCUUCUGUAUACUUACCGCUUUUUGGGGUGGUGGCCAUUCUCUAGUGCCCUGGUACAGAAGAUUUCACCAUGAAAAGCUAUGAUUGAACCUUCAAUCUGAUCUCAUUUUCAUCUUGGCAUAAUAAGGCUGCUGUGUCUUCAGCUUUCAGCAGCAAAAUCCAUUGUUCCCACCAUAAGAACUAAAAAAAAUAUUCUCAAUUAGGUUUCAACUUGUUUGUUUUAUUUUAAUUCAUGCAUCAUAUAAGCUGCAAAUAAAAUUUGUAAUAACUA